GUCAUCCAUCAAGAUAACGAUAACCGUCGCAAGGCCUUAGAAGCCCAGUUCCACUACAACGAACGAACAAACGAGCCACUUUUAGAAGUUUAACUAAGCUGCAAGCAAAAGAUCUUUCUGAAAGCACAUUAUACAUUUCAUUAUGUCCAUGAAGGGAAAAGUAGCUCUUGUGACGGGUGGAGCUCGAGGAAUUGGAAGGGCUUAUACUACUGCACUGCUCAACAAUGGAGUAAAAGUAUGCAUUUGUGACGUUAAUGAAAUUACGGCAUCAGAAUUUAUUGGAAGUCUCCCAGAUAAUCUAAAAAAGAAUGCAUUUUUCCAAAAAUGUGAUGUGACAGACGUCAAGAAUUUCAAAGAUGCCUUUGAUAAAACUAUUGAAGUGUUUGGAAAAAUUGACAUUGUUGUUAAUAAUGCUGGAAUACAGGAUGAGCAUAACUGGAAGAAAACCAUUGAAGUUAACUUGAUGGCAGUUAUUCAAGGUGUCAAACUUGCUUUCCAAUAUAUGGGAGUGGACAAUGGUGGAAAAGGUGGCUCUGUAGUUAACACAGCGUCCGUUGCAGGUUUAAUGGAAAUGCCAAUUUCUCCUGUGUAUUGUGCUACUAAACAUGCCGUUGUUGGUUUGACUAAAAGCUACGGAGCAGAAUACCACCUAAAGAAAAGUGGGAUAAAAGUGAAUGCCAUUUGUCCAGGUGCGGUAAAUACACAUCUUUAUAAAGCUUUUGCUCCUAGUAGUCUAGAUGAAGAAGAAGGGAAAAAAUUUGUCGAAACAUUCCCAUUAGUUCCUUCUGAAGAUCUGGGAAGGGGCUUGAUUCAAAUAUUAGAAGAUGGUAAAAAUGGAUCUUUACUGGUAGUAGAUGAAAAAGGACCACAUUAUGUAUUCAUGACACUCGAAGGAAAAGUUGCCCUUGUGACUGGUGGCGGAGGAGAAAUUGGAAAAGCGUACUGCUUGGCAUUGUUGAAUGAAGGAACAAAAAUUUGCAUUUGCGAUUUAAAUGAAGAUACAUCUACUGACUUAAUAAACAAUCUGCCAAAAAAUUUACAGGCAAACAUAUUUUUCAAAAAAACUGAUGUUACUGAUGACAAUGACUUCAAAGAUGCCUUUGACAAAACCAUAGAGAGAUUUGGAAGAAUAGAUAUAGUGGUUAAUAAUGCUGGCGUGGUUGGGGAAAAUACUUGGAGAAAAACUAUUGAAGUCAAUUUUAUUGGAGUAUUGCAUGGUAUUCAACUUGGUUUACAGUAUUUGAGCCUUGAAAAUGGAGGUUUUGGUGGUUUCAUAGUAAAUACUGCAUCUGUAGCUGGUCUUCGUGGAUGCCCAGUUAGUCCUGUAUACAAUGCAACUAAGCAUGCCGUAGUUGGACUUACGAAGAGUUAUGGUUCGGAAUAUCAUUUCAACAAAACUGGAGUCAAAGUGAACGCCAUUUGCCCCGGUGCUGUUGACACAGUUCUGCUUCGGAGUUUUGCUUCGAACAGUUUAGAUGAAAAAGAAGGAAUAGCAAUUGUGAAGAGGCAGUCUUAUACAGAGUUAGAAAAUGUUGGACAAGCUUUGAUAAAAGUGUUGAAGGAUGACAAAAAUGGAAGUCUUCUACGAAUAGAAAGUGUUGGAAUGCGAUACGUCUGAAAAAUACUUACGUUUUGAAUUUUUAUAUUA
Messenger RNA from Parasteatoda tepidariorum (common house spider), 1648 nucleotides. RefSeq names its product 15-hydroxyprostaglandin dehydrogenase [NAD(+)]. The record is from RefSeq and is a predicted model, not a curated record. Lineage: Eukaryota; Metazoa; Arthropoda; Arachnida; Araneae; Theridiidae. Gene Ontology annotation, cellular component: cytoplasm. Gene Ontology annotation, molecular function: oxidoreductase activity, acting on the CH-OH group of donors, NAD or NADP as acceptor.